Messenger RNA from Belonocnema kinseyi, 1929 nucleotides. It is a transcript of the gene nesd, whose product is annotated as protein nessun dorma. The record is from RefSeq and is a predicted model, not a curated record. Lineage: Eukaryota; Metazoa; Arthropoda; Insecta; Hymenoptera; Cynipidae. Bases 166 to 1794 code for a protein of 542 amino acids. The transcript has 5 exons. Gene Ontology annotation, biological process: male meiosis cytokinesis; spermatogenesis.
CGAUACCAGAUGUUUAUGUUCCGCAUUCCUAAUUUGUGAUGACCGUUUCGGCUUGAAUCAGCAAGCCAAACCCGAAAACUUUCACUUGGCGAUUUUAAGGAUUUUCAGUUUUUAUAAACCUCAGAAAGAAAUUAAAUCUUGCAGAGAGAAACUUCUUAUGUAUAAAUGGAGAUCUUCACAUUCGACAAGAGUCUUCAAGAACGUCUCGUGGACUUUUCAGAAAUCCUCUCCAAUCGGGAGGAUAUAGUUCCAGCCUCUCAAAUCCGUUCCGAAUGGGCCUACCACAUAGAGCUCGUGAUUGAGCCAGUUGGUUGGCGAGCCUUGUGGAAGAUCCCCAAAUUCACAUGCCAGGAUUUUGAGAUCCAUUACCCAACGAUAGUCGUCGUCGAAGUCCAGCAUGUCAACUUUGCUGAACUCACAUCUCUCGUGAAAAUUGUCGCCGUCCAGGAUGACAUUCACUUACCGGAAGAGUACGAUGUGCCUCUGAUAGAACUGUACGCCACUCAAGUUCAAGAAAACGAUGCUUUGGACAUGGUAGGCACUGCGAAUUGUAUUGACGAGCUUCGCUUUUUCUACAAUUACCUUUGGAUGCCCUGGGACGCUGAUGACGAUGACAACGCUGACUGGGUUGCGACGCACCUUGAAGCCAGACUCAGACUCUUUUUCGACAUGAAGAGAGGCAGCGUUUGCAAAAAGACUUGUGAUGUCAUCAGGUCUCUGAUGAGGGAAGGAAGAGAGAUACAAGCGAAAAUUUCUAGAUUGGAAACGGACAUGUCUGAUGAUGAGGAUGAGCAGGAAGGUUCUUUGGAUGAGGGGAAAGCCUGUCAGUUGUUGAAGUUACAUUUUAGACUGCAGCAGAUCAAAACGGAAAUGGAAGUGAUGGAAAAUCCGGCGAUGAGGAAUAUGCUGAUCAGGCAUCAGGGGACUAGUGCGAUGGAAGUUGAGACCAAGAGACGGGAGAGCGGAAUCAGAAGGCUGGAAGGAUAUUUCGUUUGGCUUGGUGGAUCUUUGGAAGACACUAUUUCUUCCUUGAGUCAAGCCAAAGGGUUUUUACCACCCGAUACACUCGUCAAAACAUCUAGCUGCUUAAAAGAAGCGUUGGAUUCGUGUGAUGCUGGAGACAUUGUAAUUCUCGGCAAGGGAAAUCACCCAAUCAGAGGAUCUGGUAAUUUGGAAGAUGGAGGGAUGAUCAAGGGUAUUAAUUCUCGAGAAACUACGGUUCUCUGUCCCAAGGAAACAGAAAGUGGCCCUUCCUUGUUAGAUUUUUCCGGGGGAGAAGUCGUACUCGAGAAUUUGACUGUCGAUUUAGGAGACCUGCAGGCAGGCAUUCUCGUUAGGAAAGGAACGGUGAAACUAGAUGGAUGUAAAAUCCAUGCCACAAAUAAAAGUGUAAUUAAAAUAGGGAUAGUAGUUCUGCCUGGAGCAAAACUUAUUUCACAAAAUACGACUUUCGUGGGACUAGGGACUGCUGUAAUGGUCCAUUCCUCUGGAGAUGCGAUUUUAAGCGAGUGUAGUUUCGAAGAGUGCAUAGAAGGCAUUCAGCUUCAAGACAACGCAAGACUCACUAUGACUAACAGUUCUCUAACGAACUUCAAAGAAUACGGCAUUCGACUGGAAUUAGAAAAAAAUUCAAGCGACACGGAAAGCAAAACGGGCGGCACAGAAUUGCUGGAAAAUAUUUCUGAUAUUUCUUUAGAAGGCUGCAAAUUUGGGAAUAAUGGCAAAGGCGACGUUUUAUUGAAAUCGCAAACCGGUGUUUCUUUAUUAACAAAAUCCGAAGCUAUGAUUUCUUGAGAUAAAUUAUUUUUAAGCAUGCAAGGACUUUGUACAAUUUUUUUAUAAUCUAAGGCAUAUUAGCAAAUUGUUAAGAAUGUAAUAGGAAUUUAUUUCAGCUAUAAAGUGCAUAACGAUUGAUUAAACAAUCAAAAA